Molecule: messenger RNA, 420 nt
Organism: Elgaria multicarinata webbii
Lineage: Eukaryota; Metazoa; Chordata; Lepidosauria; Squamata; Anguidae
Product: galectin-1-like
Exons: 4
Coding region: 1-420 (139 amino acids)
Molecular function (GO): laminin binding; carbohydrate binding
Source: RefSeq, a predicted model, not a curated record
AUGGCGGUUCAACUGGUUGCUGAGUUUAAAGUAAGGACUGGAGAAUGCAUCAAAGUGAAAGGCAAGCCGACACUAGACGCCAAAAGCUUUGCCAUCAACCUGGGCCGGGAUGAGUUGGGUCUGAUCCUUCACUUCAACCCUCGAUUUCAUGGGAACAGCGGGACCAUUAUCUACAACUCCAAGACCUGUGGAAAGUGGGAUAAGCAGCUGCAAGAGUCAAAGUUUCCCUUUUCACGGGGAGUAGAGACCAAGAUCCAUAUCACCUUUAAUGCCAAAGACGUGACGGUGAAACUGCAUAAUGACCAGGAAAUUAAAUUCCCAAAUCGGCUGAAACUGGAAACUGUGAACUACCUGUCUAUUGUUGGCGAUUUUAAUGUUAAAAAUGUCAAGUUUGAGUCCUGCCCUCUGUCUCGCAUCUAG